Molecule: messenger RNA, 983 nt
Organism: Suillus subalutaceus
Lineage: Eukaryota; Fungi; Basidiomycota; Agaricomycetes; Boletales; Suillaceae
Exons: 3
Coding region: 276-794 (172 amino acids)
Source: RefSeq, a predicted model, not a curated record
CUAGAGCCUAGAGGACCGUCAAUCAUUAGUGCGCGUAGUUUAGUAGUCUGAACGCGUCACGGUCACAGCGGCUCUCCCCAGACUGCACUGUACACAGUGCCCGGAUUAUAAUAUCAAAGAAGAAACGACCAAGAUCUUCCUUCUAUAUGGCAAUAUUGAAAAUUCAAAAUCAGCAACUUAGGCGUCCACAGUCACCCCACUGCCACAGCUGGUGGUGUAGUACUGCAUACAUAUUACAGCCAAGUUCCUUCUCGCUAUAAUAACACCUCUCGAAAAUGUCCUCCACUGAAAACCAACUCAGGGAACGAAGUCUAAGAAGACUUCAGAUCUCUGAGUCACAAAAGUCUACCGAAGUGCAAUGGAUGCCCUCUAGAUACAGCUCAGACGUAUCUCAGUACGUUCUCGUAAGACCUCCCCGAGCUCCAUGCGGCAAUCGUCAGCUGUUUGGUUUCCCUAUUAUCAAGAAGGAACUUUGGAACAUGGGGACCAUUGCUUUCCAUCAUAUUCAACCAGACAAAACUUUACCAGACAACCACUCCUUCCUCGCCAUGAAUUCACUUACCUUCCUCGAGUUAUAUCUCCGUCUUCGUGUUUGCACUAUGGCACGUGGAAAGGUGGUUGGAGACUCGAAGACCAUCCCUUCGGAGUGUGUGUCGUCGGGAGAGGUGCUGGUGUUGGUAUUAUGGAGGGAUACAGAACCUGAGGCGAACUGUCCCACGCCAAGUCAAGUGCAUUCCCUGGAGAACAAGCUUGGGCGCCCACCGGGAUGGUGGGUGGAAGUCCCACAAUUUUGAUGAGUAUUCCGUCAUCAUUCCAUGACUGGCUGUGUCACCUACCCCACACCUGUAGCAAUUUCAUUCAUGUCCAAUCACUCUGGCACUUUAUGUGUGAUAUAUAUACUCAACAUGAGACACAACAAUACAUAAUAUCAACCCCCAUCGGGCCAAACGCUUUUCUGCCAAGAAAUGCUGUUCGUGUCUUCG